GGACACUUAUUUAGGCAGUUAUUAAAACUGCAAGUAUUUAUAAAAUACUCCUUAACCCUGUAACAACAAGUGUAUCAUAUUUUAAAUGUGUGUUUUUGAAAAAAAAAAUUUUAGUGACAAACCUAAAUAAAUUGUACAAUACACACAAUUUUAAGUAAUAUAUUGGGAAAAAAAAACAAACCAUCCCUCCUCUGCACGUGUCCCAACCAUCUAAGCCUUGUCUAUGUAAUUUUGUCUCCAGAGCUGUCCCUCUGACACAAAACCACCUGAGGGGCGGAAAUUUCCUGUGAAAGCAGUUUGCUUUAUGGUUUCAGCUGGAUGUAAACAGCCUCCAGGGACAGUGAGUCAUUUGCUGGAAGGUAUUAACUAAUGCCAGCAUUCUGCCAAGCAAGUGAAAGCGGCAACUGAAAUCCAAUCUCUCCUUAAAAAAAACUUCACGUUCUAUAAGAGGGCACCGGAAACAAAGCAAUGAACAAAGAUGCGUUCAUCUGACAACCAAAAAUGCUAUAUAAUAUACAUAUUUUCUAUAGAUAUCAUUAAAGGUGUGCUUUUCAGCGUAAUUUGGAAGCAGUAAGCUUGAAAACCACUGACAUGCACGACACAGCAGUCGGCCGUCUCUGAUUGGUCGAAAAAAUCUGUUUGGAUCACGUGAUAUUGCCGGACGUAGACGUGAGUGGCGGUCCAACUGCUGCACCAUCAUCACCAUCUUUAUCCAUCCUUUGUGCUGUAUUCUCGUCUUAUUCGGCCUCAUUUACUUACAUGUUAAUCGUCACACCGUUGAGUUUCUACUGUUGUGAACGCACAGAGAAGGUAAAAGCUAGCCUCGUGUGCUAUUAGCCUAACGGUCGCAUCCUCUCCUCUCCAUCCGAUCAUCGCUGCUUUGCUGUCGCUAUGGGCUGCUCUUUGCUCCCUCUUUUCGUCGCUGUGUUGGCAGCCCGGUUUGUUGUCGCAGACCCGGAGGAACACGGUCCUGUCGACGGAGCUCCGCCUUCAAAGAUAGCUGUGGUUGGGGCAGGGAUAGGAGGCAGCGCCACUGCCCACUUCCUGCGGCAGCACUUUGGCCCAGAGGUCCAGGUGGACGUGUUUGAGAAGGGAGAGGUGGGAGGCCGUCUCGCCACCGUAACCGUCAAUCACAACGACUAUGAGUCUGGAGGCUCCAUUAUUCACUCACUCAACCUCCACAUGCAGGAGUUUGUCAAGCAGCUGGGUUUGAAGUAUCGUCGCAACGUGGCCGGAAAGAUGGCGGUAUUUAACGGCGAAGAGGUGAUUCUGGAGGAGACGGACUGGUACCUGCUCGACCUGUUCCGGCUGUGGUGGCGCUACGGUAUUAGCUUCAUACGUCUGCAGAUGUGGGUGGAGGAGAUUAUGGAGAAGUUUAUGAGGAUCUACAAAUACCAGGCCCACGGCUACGCCUUUAGCUCCGUAGAGGAACUGCUGGACUCUCUCGGGGGCAGCGGCUUCAUCAACAUGACCCGGAGGCCACUGUCCGAUUCGCUGCUGGAGCUGGGUGUGUCCCAACGCUUCAUUGAUGAGGUUAUCGCACCCGUGAUGAGGAUCAACUACGGACAGAAUGUCAGCAUCCCAGCCUUUGUAGGAGCUGUGUCUUUAGCUGGUGCCCAGAACAACCUGUGGGCGGUGGAAGGAGGCAACAAGCUGGUGUGUUCAGGCCUGCUGAAAAUGGCCAGUGCUAACCUGCUGGAGGCACAGGUCAACUCCAUCUCUCCCAUCCACUCAGGAGAGGGACUCCAGUACCAGCUGAGCUUCACCACGGCAACAGGGACGGCAUCAGAGCUGUAUGACAUUGUAGUGUUGGCGACGCCUCUACAGGCUAGCGUCGGGUCUGGAGUCCAGUUUCAAGGUUUCACGCCUCCGUUUGAUGAGCUGCCUGGCAGCUAUCACAGCACUGUAGCAACCAUCGUCCAUGGUUACCUCAACACUUCCUUCUUUGGGUUCCCGGACCCCCGUCUGUUCCCUUUCGCCAGCGUCUUGACGACCGACACACCUGAUCUGUUCUUUAACAGCGUGGCUAGUGUUUGUCCCGUCAACAUCUCAGCAGGGUUCCGGCGUAAGCAGCCGCAGGAGGCUGGAGUCUACAAGGUGUUCUCCCCACAGCUGCUGGAAAAGUCUCAGCUCAAAACGCUAUUCAGGUCGUACUACUCAGUGCAGGUGACGGAGUGGCAGGCCUACCCUCGCUACAGCAGCAGCCAGCGACUGCCACCUGUGGAGCUGCACCCCAAUCUCUACUACCUCAAUGGGAUUGAGUGGGCUGGUAGCGCCAUGGAGAUGAGCUCAGUGGCUGCCAAAAACAUCGCCCUGCUAGCCUACCACCGCUGGAAUAGACAGACAGACAUGGUGGACCAGAGAGAUCUGGUGCACAGGAUCAAAACCGAACUAUAACAAACGAAUGCUAAGACCCAGAUGAGUAAUGUGAUGUAUGUCUGAGUGUAUGGACUCACCCAUCCAAAUUAUAAACUUUUUGUGAUUUUGACCAGUGGCAAGAGAAUUUAGAUGUCCAUUUAUAUAAUAUAACCUUUCGUGAAUGCAUCGAAUUUAUUCAGUCAGUACAGUAAGUUGAACAUAACCCUGCUGCCUCCUAACUAAACGUAAACAUCAAAAACCAUAAGUCAUUAUAUUGGCACCAUUAUAGACUCUGGUCCUGCUCUGCUACUCAAAAGGCCUGUUUCACUUCACUGAUUCUCUGUGCCACAUAAAAGAGACAUGUUGCACUUUUGUUUGUGGAUUUAUUGCCGAUGCUAAUUGGCAGUUUCCAUCCAAAAAUGAUGCCGCAAGGACCUUUCCUUUGCCAAGAAAUAAGAAAACCAAGCAAAUAUGGAGAACACCAGCUGGCGUACUGUAUACUGUACGGACUGUUAGGAGGUGGUAGUGCUGUUAAUGAACACCAUUGAAUAUAAAUACCAGUUUAUGGUUUUGGUACUGCUCUUCUUAAACAAAUGUUUCUGUUUCCAAGCCAAGAAAGCGUUUAGAACAAUAAGCUGUUGUACAGUAUGUUACUGAUUUAACUUUGUCAUCUAAUCAAAACCACAGCACUGCUGCUGCUACUCUCUGUAAAUGUAGGGACUGUUAAUGGACUGGUUGUUGCCACCAAUGAGAUCUCAUUAAAGUAAUCUCAGUAGGAUUUCUGUAAAUUAAUAAUUAUUCACCAACCCAUGGUAGUGGCCACUGGUGCAGUGCUCUAUUGUCCCUUUCAUCAUUAUCUCCCCUUCCUGCUGCUUUUGUUGCAUAAUCCAGCAGAAUUUUUAUUUUUUUCUUCAGGGAAAUGAGCCAGCCGGCUUUCACAGUGGACUGAAUAAAAGCAGAGGACAGAUCCGUGCUGCUGCUGCUGCUGCUGCUGACCACAAAUGUUUCCAUUUCCUCGCAAGCAUUAAAAGCCUCAGUGGGAAAAAAGCUUUUCUGCUGAGGACUUUAAUCAUGUAAAGCACACACAUGAAAAUUUUGGGUUUCACUUUCAGAAUGGGGAAAAGGUUUUUACGAAGACACAAUGAGAAAUCACUGACAGCUGAUUAUCUUCAUGUGACUGAGUAGUCUUGUUUUCUGAAUUUCUAAUUUAUCUGCACUGGAUUUGGGCUGAAGUGGAUUUCUAGAAAACCUUGUGACUCCAAAGGGCUUCAGUUGAUGGAUAAUGUGAUUUCUGUUGUGUGUUGAAAAGUGGCUGAUGACACUGAUUUAAAACACUGUGAUGGCCUCAGAAUCAAUGUGGUGGAAACUGUGUAUUUUUAGCCUUUUUUUUUUUUAUUUCAAAUUUCAAAAAUUGCUUCUUUAGGCAGAACAGUACAAUUUGUAGCCCCAGUGCUUGUAUGUAAAUCUUCUAGCGAAUACACAUCUCAAUACUGUUCAGACUACUUGUCUGUGUCAGCUGUAAAGUUCUGAUCAUGAAAACAUGAUCAAAUUAAAGACGAAUGGGGUCUGAAAUUGGAAUUAUCUGGCAAACUCCUGUAUUUAUGGUCUAAAUGUUCCCGUCCCAAUUUGUGCACUCUGAAUAGUACAGUAGUACUUAAAUGACGGGGGGUGGGGUUCCUCUACAAGUAAAAAUUAGUAUAGUCAUAAAGAUGUAAUAAAGCUGUACUGUAAGAACAGAGUGAAAGUAGUAAUAAAUUGCCCCUUGGUAUUACUCAUUAUACUGUCAGGUCCAUAAGUAUUUGUAUAAUGACACAAUAUUUGCAUUUUUGUCUUUGCAUAGCACCACAGUGCUGAUUUUCAUCUUUAGUUGAGUGAGUUUAUCAAACGUGUUGCAUUAACUGUUUGGAAAUUACAGCAAUUUUUAUACAGAGUUCCCCAGAGGCUCAAAAGUAAUUGGACAAACAUAAUUUUAAAUACCAGAAUUGUUUUAAAUACUUUGAUGAAAAUCGUUUGCAGUCCAAUCCUCUGAAGUCCAGAACCCAUGGACAUGACCAGAUGCUGUGUUUCCUUCUUUUAGAUACUCUGUCAGGCCUUUACUGCAGCCGCCUUCAGCUGCUACUUGUUUUUGUGUCUGUGGCUUCAGGUUUGUCUUCAGUAAAUGAAAAGCAUUCUUUAAUAGAGGUCAGAUGUUGUAAAGAUUUUUUUAUUAACCAUUGGAGAUUAUUCUGUCAUAAUGCACUUUAGUUGUUUUCUGUGAUCUUUCAGGCCUUUUGAUGUUUCCGAGUUGGUCAGUGCAUUCCUUCUUUUUCGCAAUGUACCAGAUUGUUUAUUUAGCCACUCCUAAAGUUUUUCCCGUCUCUCUGUAUGUUUAUUUUGGUUUUCAGCCUAAUGAUGUCCACCCCCACAGGCAUCAAGUAUUUCUUCUUACCUGAUAUAGAGUUCCAGUGAAGAGCUAUCAAAUCAAAGGUCAGCUCCAGAUCUUUAAUCUGGCCAUCAAUGUGCUUGUCGCAUUAUUGUCCAAUUAAUUUUGAGCCUCGGAAAAUGAAGGACUGAAUAAAAAUGUCUGCAGUUCCUAAUCAGUUAACGAAAUGCUUGUUAUUGUCCAAAUACUUAACUAACUGUACAUGACCUUAUUGGUUUGUAUACAGCAUGUUAUUCUUGUAGCUGGCUGGUAAGGCAAUUUUACCUACUUGACAUCCAGCUGGGGAGUUCAGUCCAGUGAUUCCUGUCCUUGGGAUCAAGUCUUCCAUAUGAGAGAUCUAAGGGGCUAUUGAGGGGGCUUGACCACCUAAAGACUUGAUAACAAUAAUGAGCUGAGGGCUAUUUCUGUGCUAGAGGUCAGAUGCCUUAAUUCAUUCGGAACCAACAAGUUAAUGUUUAACAAAGUGUUUAAUUUCACAAAAUGUCAUACACUGAUUGUAAAAUAUUGUACUUGCCUAAAUGUAUUUCUUUUUGAAAUGUAAAAAUGAAGUGGCAUUAAUCAUAAUAAUGCAUUUUAGAGUAAUUCGCAUUUUUCUCUGACUGUUAAUAGAAUAAAAGUUAUUCUAUUGUAGUGA
Haplochromis burtoni (Burton's mouthbrooder) is the source of this 5414-nucleotide messenger RNA. Its product is annotated as prenylcysteine oxidase-like. The record is from RefSeq and is a predicted model, not a curated record. Gene Ontology annotation, biological process: prenylcysteine catabolic process; prenylated protein catabolic process. Gene Ontology annotation, molecular function: prenylcysteine oxidase activity. The transcript has 7 exons. NCBI's taxonomy places the organism in Eukaryota, Metazoa, Chordata, Actinopteri, Cichliformes, Cichlidae. The coding region runs from base 892 to 2397 and encodes 501 amino acids.